This is a messenger RNA of Drosophila elegans, 963 nucleotides long. RefSeq lists its product as uncharacterized. NCBI's taxonomy places the organism in Eukaryota, Metazoa, Arthropoda, Insecta, Diptera, Drosophilidae. The record is from RefSeq and is a predicted model, not a curated record. The coding region runs from base 82 to 714 and encodes 210 amino acids. The transcript is spliced from 4 exons.
UUGCGCUACAGCUUAAAUAAGUCGGUUGAAUUAAAUUUAAUUGGAAAUAUAAGAAGCUGUGGGUGGCAAACAAUCAAAACAAUGGCUUUAAUAGGUGACGAGAAGGUGGAGAGCGUUGAAAGUAUAUCGAAUCUUACACAAACCGAUGAAAUUACCGCUUGUGUUGAAAAGAAACUGUUGCAGUUGCGCGCCGAGAAUGCUGAACGGGCAGCGAAAGUGGCCGACAUGAAAAAGCAGAUGGAGGUGCUGCUGGCCGAGAAGUACGUCGCGAUGAGCUCCGUUUGUCACGCCAGGAAAGUCCCAAACGUGAUGACCAAUAUCGGGGAUCUCUUUGCCAGGAACGCGGCUUUCCUGCACACGCUCAACCAUCUGGUCAUCCAGAAGGGCGGAGUGGCUCAGGCCUAUGCGAACCACUGCAAGAAUAUCAUCAAGACCAAGAAGGCCCACAAGCAGCAGAGUCCUCUCGACGAAACCUCCCUGAUGCCACACCAUGAACUGAAGAACCACAUCGAAGCUUUAAAGAAAGAGGUGCUGAAGAUAAAAUCAAAGUCGUCGUUGAUCUCUGAGAUGCUUAACAAAAAACGGAAUUUAUUCAAUGACAUACAAACGUCCAUUACUAAUGAUAUCCGUGGUCUUUAUCACAUUGAGCGGGAAGCCGUCGAAAUCCUUGACGAUUUGAAAUCAGAAAUGAUCAUAUCUCGACGCUCCGCUUAAUGAAAGUUUUAAAUCAAUAUUGGCUCAAGACUUUGAAAGCUGCAGGCUUAUUUUAUACGAAAACAUGAACAAGUUCUUAAAAUUACGUUUCAACGUAAAGAUUAUAAAUUAUCAAAAAACUAAACGCAAUUAAAUCUUAAACAAAACCUAACCCUUUAAGCAUAUUAAUUCCAUUUGAAACUUCGGACACGUAACACUUGCCGUAAUAAUAGCUUAUUCUAAAAAUAAAAAAAAGUAAAUCCCUAUUUU